AUGGCUCAAGACUCAACAGAUAUUAGAGAAACCAUUGGAGCUCUUGACGAUUAUGUUCUUCUGGGACGUAGUGGUCUGAGAAUUUCCCCUCUAUGCCUUGGCGCAUUGACUUUUGGCGAAAAAUUUGUAAGAUUUUCUUUACAUGUGUGUUCUAUUAAUAUGAAAGUCAUGUGCGCAAACAUUUCAUUUUGUUUCAUACAUUGA
Dentiscutata erythropus is the source of this 204-nucleotide messenger RNA. The record is from the annotation of a GenBank genome assembly. NCBI's taxonomy places the organism in Eukaryota, Fungi, Glomeromycota, Glomeromycetes, Diversisporales, Gigasporaceae.